AUGAGUCCGAGGGAUGUCGGGACGGGACUGUUCGGUCGAACCACUACUAACUGCGGAACAUCGGGACCAGCCAGUUGCCACAAUACAACUAUCCAGACGAACCUCUGUUGUUUUGAGGCUCCAGGAGGAUUACUCGUUCAAACACAAUUUUGGGAUACGAAUCCAUCCACUGGUCCACUUAACUCAUGGACUAUCCACGGAUUGUGGCCUGGUGACUGUGAUUUGACGUACGACACUUCGUGUGAUCCCUCCCGCGAUUAUACGGACAUUACAGGCCUCCUUGACAAUGCCGGGCAGCAGUCAUUGGUGUCCUAUAUGGAUACCUACUGGGUGCCCAACUCUGGAACUCCGGAAUCUUUCUGGGAACACGAAUGGAGCACACAUGGAACGUGUUAUAGCACCUUGCAGCCCAGCUGUAUCACGGGGUACACGACUGGCGAAGAGGCUGUCAUUUUCUUUGAGCGUGCGGUAGCAUUAUUCCAGACCCUUCCAACCUACACCUGGUUAGCUAAUGCCGGCAUUACCCCGAGCUCCACUGCCACCUUCACAUUGUCAUCCCUCACUAAUGCCCUGACAACUGCAAGUGGAGGUUACACACCAGCACUAUAUUGUGAUAGCAGCCAUGUGCUUUAUCAAAUUUACUGGUACUUCAACUUGAAGGGUUCCUUGAUCGAUGGUCAAUUCGUGCCGAUUUCUGCUCCAAGGGCUGGCAGUUGUCCUAGCUCUGGGAUCCAUUAUCCCCCAAAAAGCUAA
Messenger RNA from Cantharellus anzutake, 753 nucleotides. Its product is annotated as ribonuclease T2. The transcript is spliced from 9 exons. Bases 1 to 753 code for a protein of 250 amino acids. The record is from RefSeq and is a predicted model, not a curated record. Gene Ontology annotation, cellular component: extracellular region. NCBI's taxonomy places the organism in Eukaryota, Fungi, Basidiomycota, Agaricomycetes, Cantharellales, Hydnaceae. Gene Ontology annotation, biological process: RNA catabolic process. Gene Ontology annotation, molecular function: RNA binding; ribonuclease T2 activity.